AUGCCGGCCCUGUUCACCGAGACCCCCCACGACAUGACGGCGCGGGCGGGCGAGGACGUGGAGAUGGCGUGUUCCUUCCGAGGCAGCGGCUCCCCCUCCUACUCCCUCGAGAUACAGUGGUGGUACGUCCGCAGCCACAAGGACUGGAUGGACAAACAGACAUGGGCUUCUGACCAGCUGAGCCCGUCACUGCAGGAGGAGCCAGGGAAGGACGCGACAAAAAUAAGUAACAAGUCAGGGGUCGGAUGA
Messenger RNA from Chaetura pelagica (chimney swift), 249 nucleotides. RefSeq names its product V-set and transmembrane domain containing 2 like (gene VSTM2L). The record is from RefSeq and is a predicted model, not a curated record. The transcript is spliced from 4 exons. Bases 1 to 249 code for a protein of 82 amino acids. Lineage: Eukaryota; Metazoa; Chordata; Aves; Apodiformes; Apodidae.